This is a messenger RNA of Rhipicephalus sanguineus (brown dog tick), 1545 nucleotides long. Its product is annotated as tigger transposable element-derived protein 4-like. The record is from RefSeq and is a predicted model, not a curated record. Gene Ontology annotation, cellular component: nucleus. Bases 1 to 1545 code for a protein of 514 amino acids. The transcript has a single exon. Lineage: Eukaryota; Metazoa; Arthropoda; Arachnida; Ixodida; Ixodidae. Gene Ontology annotation, molecular function: DNA binding.
AUGGCGUCUCCUGCCCCAGCCCCAGCAGCGAAGAGGCCGAAGUAUGAAGCGAAGGAUUUGGCUACGAAGGUGCAAGUAUUGAAGGCGUUGCAAGCGGGAGCAUCACGAAAAGAAGUGAUGGAGAAGUUCAGUGUAAAGAAAAGCACGCUGAGCAGUUACGUCAAGAACGAAGCACAGAUCCUGCAAGCUUAUGACGGCGACAUGUUUGGCGACAAAAGAAAGAGGCUCAGAACGGCAGCGCACCCCAAGCUUGAAGAAGCGCUGUUGCGCUGGAUUGCCGUCUCGCGCGAUGCGCAGUUGCCCCUGAGCGGCCCCCUCAUCUGCGCACAAGCUGAGAAAUUUGCGCUGACCAUGAACAUCGACUCCUUCAAUGCGUCGGAAGGGUGGUUUGACCGCUUUAAGAAGCGACACGGGCUGGUGUUCCGCAACGUGUGUGGGGAAAAAGGUGCCGUCGACAAGAGUGUUGUGCGCGACUGGCGGUCUGGACUCUCCGCACGCCUCUCCACGUAUGAGCCGUGCAACAUUUUCAACGCCGACGAGACAGCGCUGUUUUUCAAGGCUCUGCCUGAUAAGACAAUCACGUUUAAAGGGGACCCGUGCGUCGGCGGGAAACGCAGUAAAGAGCGAGUGACUGUUCUUUUGGCUGCAAACAUGACCGGCACGGAGCGGCUUCCGCUGCUGGUCAUCGGAAAGGCUGCGAAGCCAAGAUGUUUUAAGAACAUCAAGCAGCUGCCUGUUGACUACCGCUAUAAUCGAAAGGCUUGGAUGACCGCCGAAAUAUUUCAAGCCUGGCUGCGUCAGCUAGACCGCCGCUUUGCGGCCAAGGAUCGGAAGGUGCUGUUCGUGCUCGACAACUGCAGUGCGCACGCGAAGGUGUCCGGGCUCGAUAAUAUUGAACUUCUGUUCCUGCCUCCAAACACAACGGCUUCCCUUCAGCCGAUGGACCAGGGAAUUAUACAGUUCGUGAAAAGCCGCUAUCGACGGCAGGUGCUUGAGCGAAUGUUGCUCUGCAUGGAGGCAGGCAAGACGUGUGAGGUAAGCCUGCUCAGCGCAAUUCACAUGCUCACAUACGUGUGGAAUAACACGCCGCCUGAAGUAGUCGCGAACUGCUUUAGGCAUAGCGGCUUCGUGCUCGACGCUGCUGACCCGGAUGUGGCCGAUGCUGCAAUGGCCGACUCGGAUGUGGCCGAAGAGCAAGACGGGCGAUAUGUGAACAUCAUGCCAGCCGAUGUGCCCCUGUGCGAUUACUUCGCAAUAGACAGUGAUGUUGCUGUUGCCGGCAAAGUGACUGACAGCGAUAUCGUUGCCGAGGUGUUGGAUGGCGAAGGAGAAUCGGCUGACGAGGACCCGAGCGAAUCAGACGAACGUCCACGCCACACGAUGACGGAGGCUGCACACGCGUUGGCCGUUUUGGAGGACAUUUGCAUGAUUUCCUCAGACAGUGUGCGUGGACUGAGCCACCUAGAGGAACUUCGCAAAAUUGUGGUUUCCGCGCAGAUUUCCUCCGCGAAGCAGACCGCAAUCACAGAUUUUUUCAAGAAAUAA